Messenger RNA from Gongylonema pulchrum, 891 nucleotides. Lineage: Eukaryota; Metazoa; Nematoda; Chromadorea; Rhabditida; Gongylonematidae. The record is from the annotation of a GenBank genome assembly.
AUGGUAUCGCAUUCAAAAAUUUUUCCACUUAUCCUCACAAACGUUGGAAACAAUAAGCCACCACCAACAGUUAUGGUAGUACGAUUUCGACAGAUACCCAAGCCCGAAAAAGUUGAAUCAGCGAAACUAUCACCUUCUCCUUUAUUGAAAGAACAAUCUGAAGCUGAAUCCCAGUCGGACACAUCGGGAGAAAAACAAAGGCUCCUGAACACCACCACUUCGAAGCACGAAUCGCAGGAUACUGCAAAAGAUACUGAAUCAGUGGAAGACUUUCGAACUACUAUCAGAGGUCAUUCUUUGUAUGGUGGUUAUCAUGCUGUUGCGGGAGAUGGCUUUUCAGACGAUGGUUAUCAGACAGCUGCUGUCACAAGUGACUUCCUAGACGAUGAAUAUCAAACUGCUAUCAGAAAUGGCUUUUCACACACUGACUUGAAAACCGUUUCGAGCACAUACAGAUCGGAAGCAAUAAAAACGAAAUCUCCAUCUUCAAAAGGCAAUAAACAUAUUUCCCAGACAGGCGGAUCGAAAGCAAGAAUGGAGUCCCGACCCUCAAGAAGCAGUGAGCAGGUUUCCGACGCUGAUGAAUCGCAGUCAAGAAUGAUGUCUGGAUUUACAAAAAGCAGUGAGCCUAGCCUCCAUUCACGACAAAGCAGCAAAAAAUUAUCGAAAGUAAAACUGCGCCCGCAAGCUGAAACGAGCGAUGAAUCGCGAUCAGAAUCCGCACCCGUACUGGAAGGACCUGAUUUAACAUCAACAGAAAUCGAAAAGUCUGCCGAACAUCAAAAAGAAGGAAAUGUGAUUGUAGUAGGCGAUAAGUGGAAAAUUUUAUUCAAUAGCGCGAAACAUGUUAUCUUCCGAAGGAAUGAUCUAAUUAGAUCGGUAUGCAAAUAA